AUGUCUCCGACUUGCGGUCGUCUUGUCUCCGCUCUCCAGCUUGCCUCCUCGGUUCUCGCUGUGACUGCUGGACUGACUCCCUCGACUCCCUCUCUCGAUUCGAGGCAAGAGAACAGGGCUCCUUCCUGCAAAGCUGUCCCCGGAACUCCAUCCUGGCCGUCGACCCGGGACUGGAACCGCCUCAAUGAGUCCCUUGCCGGAAGACUGCUGCAACCAACUCCUCCAGGAGCUGUCUGCCAUCCCGGACAAGGAUCCUACAACCCCACAGAGUGCGAAGCCGUCCGCAAAGGAUGGCCAACCUACGAGUUCCACCAAGCAGACCCCGUCUCAGUCGACUGGAACCAAUGGACCAACGACUCCUGCCUUCCAUUCGAGAAUACUCCAUGCAGCGGUCAAGGAUAUCCUGUCUUCGUUAUAAAUGCCACCGAGCCGCGUCACGUCCAGCUCGGCGUCCAAUUUGGUGAGAACACCACCUAUACGAAGUAUAUAACCCCUAUUCCGGUGUUGGUACUAACCUUUCACCCAGCGAAAAAGCACAACGUCAGACUCAUCGUCAAGAGCUCUGGCCACGACUAUAUUGGCCGCUCAGUGGCUCCCAACUCGCUCUCUAUCUGGACGCACCACAUGAAAGACAUCAAGACCCAUGAUUCAUUCCGUCCGAAACGGUGCAAGACCACCAUCAAGGGCACCGCCGUCACUGUUGGCGCCGGUACCCAGAUGUGGGAUUUGUACAGCGCCCUCGACCUCCUAAACCAGACGACUAUCGGGGGCGGCGGGAAAACAGUUUCGGUGGGCGGCUAUGUCACUGGCGCUGGCCACGGUCUGCUGGCACCAAGCCAUGGCCUCGCCGCAGACCAGGUUCUCGAAAUGGAAGUAGUAACGCCGGAUGGCAAGAUCGUAACCGCCAACGAAUGCCAAAAUCAAGACCUCUUCUGGGCCAUGCGCGGUGGGGGCGGCUCAACUUUCGGCGUCAUGACUUCCGUCACAUUGAAGACCUUCCCAACUCCCAAACUGGAGUCCGUCACCGCCAUCAUCGCCACCCCGCAGAUCGACGACCCACGCCCUAUCUUUGACAUGACCGCUUAUGUCCUCAGCCAGCUCCCGUCUAUGGGAGACAAGGGCCUGUCCGGCUAUUCUUAUGUCUUCCGCCAGUUCCGUAACCCCUUGGAUGGCGGCAAUACCACCGUAGGUGGCCUCAUCUUUGGCGGCGUGAUACAGAACUCGUCGCCCGAGGUGCUGCGCGAGCUGUGGGAACCCGUGUUUGCGCACGUCAAGGACACCUGGCCCGACUUGUUCAUGACAAUAUACUACGAGCCCAAGUCGUUUCCGUCCUUUCUCGGCUGGUUCUCAGAGAACUACGACACUACCCCGGCCGGCGAGAGCAGCCAUGUCGGCUCCAGACUCCUCGACCGAGACGCCCUGACCAAGAAUCUGACUAGACUUUCCGAGGCGUUUGAGCGCUUUACCGACGGUGAUGUGUCGACGGCUUAUCUAGUCUCCGGAAAGGGCGUGCACAACGCGAAGCCGAGGGGCUGCAGUGGGAAUGCGGUUCUGCCGGCUUGGCGGAAAGCCUACAUUCACUCGACCACGGCCGUCUCGUUCGACCCUCUCGACCCCGCUGCUUCUACGGCCGCAGAGGCGCGGCUCAAGAACCGCGUGGCGGCGCUGAGGGAGCUGGCGCCCAACAUGGGCGCGUACAUGAACGAGGCUGACUAUCGCGAACCGAACUGGCAAAAGGAGUUCUGGGGCUCUAACUACGAGCGACUUGUCUCCAUCAAGCGGGCCGUCGACCCCGACGAUGUGCUCUGGUGCACCCCUUGCGUCGGCAACGAGCGGUGGGAGCAAGUGGAUGACCGCCUGUGCCGUGUCCAAGGCGGGAGCCUGUAG
Chaetomium globosum CBS 148.51 is the source of this 1887-nucleotide messenger RNA. RefSeq lists its product as uncharacterized. The coding region runs from base 1 to 1887 and encodes 628 amino acids. The transcript is spliced from 4 exons. The record is from RefSeq and is a predicted model, not a curated record. Gene Ontology annotation, molecular function: oxidoreductase activity; FAD binding. Lineage: Eukaryota; Fungi; Ascomycota; Sordariomycetes; Sordariales; Chaetomiaceae.